Molecule: messenger RNA, 465 nt
Organism: Diceros bicornis minor
Lineage: Eukaryota; Metazoa; Chordata; Mammalia; Perissodactyla; Rhinocerotidae
Gene: G6PC2
Product: glucose-6-phosphatase catalytic subunit 2
Exons: 4
Coding region: 1-465 (154 amino acids)
Biological process (GO): glucose 6-phosphate metabolic process; gluconeogenesis
Cellular component (GO): membrane
Molecular function (GO): glucose-6-phosphatase activity
Source: RefSeq, a predicted model, not a curated record
AUGGAUUUCCUUCAUAGGAAUGGAGUGCUCGUGAUUCAGCAUUUGCAGAAGGAUUACCGGGCUUACUACAAUUUUCUAAAUUUUAUGUCCAGUGUUGGAGACCCCCGGAAUAUCUUUUCUAUUUAUUUUCCACUUUGGUUUCAAGUUAAUCAGAGAGUUGGAACCAAGAUGAUAUGGGUAGCAGUCAUUGGGGAUUGGUUCAAUCUUAUUUUUAAAUGGAUAUUAUUUGGUCAUCGGCCCUACUGGUGGGUCCAAGAAACUCAGAUUUACCCAAAUCACUCAAAUCCAUGCCUUGAACAGUUCCCCACUACAUGCGAAACAGGUCCAGGAAGUCCAUCCGGCCAUGCAAUGGGCUCAUCGUGUGUCUGGUAUGUCAUGGUAACGGCUGCCCUGAGCCACACUGUCAGUCAGAGAGAUAAGUCAUCGACCACUCUUCACAGGUAUGCUUGUGGCAGAGGCCUUUGA